AUGCACAAGAGCAAGGAAGUAAAGCUCAUGGCAACCGCCAUCGAUGACGUUGCGCGCCAGGAGCCCGACCGCGUCUUUGCCGAGUUUCUCCAACCAGCGCACUUGGACCAGGAUAUCCUGGUGCUGAGCUUUGGCAUGUUGGCCAACUCUAUCGACCGGCUCGCGUGGUGGCUCAAGGACAGGUGCCGCGAGCUUGGGCUUGGACGAUUCGAUACAGUUGCGUAUGUAGGCUUUGCAGACAUGCGCUACUGUCUUCUACUCCUGGCAGCUACAAAAUGCCACGUUACGUUACUGAUUACGGCGCCGUCGAAUGAUACUACUGCUCACUUGUCCCUGAUGAGGCAAACUAACUGCAAGGCCUUCUUCUAUACUGAUGAGUUUAUCGUGCCGGAUUUGAUGGCUGCGUGCAGUCUUUGCUGCGUGGCCCUCCCCCAUAUCAGGACACUCCUGGAUGCCACGCCGGUUAGCCACUUCCCGUACGGCAGAAGCCUCGAGGACGGGGCCGAUGAUCCUAUAGUUUACUUCCACACUUCCGGCACAACAGGCUUUCCCAAGCCAAUCCUUUGGACCAAUACAUGGCCCGUGCAUCCCAUCGACCGGCCAAACUCGGAAAACAAACCCCCUCGCCGUAUGCUCAGCUCUCUGUCUGCCUACCUCAUGAGCAUGUCGAGGACCAUCGUGAGGCCAGUUUACCUCAACACCACUUGCGUUAUCCCGCCGCUUCACCUUGCGGCUGGCGAAUAUACGGCAGAGGCGAUGACACGCUGGAUUCAACAGAGCCGGUGCGAAUACCUCUCGGUGUUUCCUUCAUGGCUGGUUCUUGCUGCUGAAAACGACGCCCAUUUAAGCCAACUGAGGAAGCUGAAGGGCAUCACGUUUGGCGGAGGCCCCUUGGCUCCCCACGUCGCCGAGCAGUUGGUCGGCCACGUCUGCCUCACCACCAUAUGGGGUGCUACGGAGAUGCCCUGGACGCCGUGCUACCGCGUUGACGAUGCCGACUGUGAAUACAUGUGUAUCGAUGACAAGACUCUCGGCAUCGAGUGGCGACACUUUUCCGGAAACAACCACGAACUCGUCGUCGUGCGCGACGAUACCCUGCCGCGUCAGCAGUUAAUAUUCCAAGUCUUCCCGGACGAGAAGGAGCAUAGCAUGAAGGACCUCUUCAUCCGACACCAGACCAAGCCGCACCAUUGGAAGUUUGCCGGCCGCGCCGACGAUAACAUCAUCUUGACCAAUGGUCAGAACAUCAACCCGACGGGCUUCGAGGAGGCCGUCAGCAAGCACGAGCUCGUCAAAUCGGUCGUCGUGUUGGGCACCGGGCGGCCGAGUCCGUGCAUGGUGCUGGAACUGCAUGAUGAGACCGAUUCCGAGUUGCAGGUCGACCAGAUUUGGCCGACGGUGCAGGCAGCGCUUCGAGGGCGGCAGACCUACGAUCUGGUCCACAGUCAAGGGUGA
Hirsutella rhossiliensis is the source of this 1455-nucleotide messenger RNA. RefSeq names its product AMP-binding enzyme domain-containing protein. The record is from RefSeq and is a predicted model, not a curated record. Bases 1 to 1455 code for a protein of 484 amino acids. Gene Ontology annotation, biological process: fatty acid metabolic process. The transcript is spliced from 5 exons. Gene Ontology annotation, molecular function: medium-chain fatty acid-CoA ligase activity. NCBI's taxonomy places the organism in Eukaryota, Fungi, Ascomycota, Sordariomycetes, Hypocreales, Ophiocordycipitaceae.